Truncatella angustata is the source of this 1674-nucleotide messenger RNA. Its product is annotated as major facilitator superfamily domain-containing protein. The coding region runs from base 1 to 1674 and encodes 557 amino acids. Gene Ontology annotation, molecular function: basic amino acid transmembrane transporter activity. The transcript has 5 exons. Gene Ontology annotation, biological process: transmembrane transport; basic amino acid transport. Gene Ontology annotation, cellular component: fungal-type vacuole membrane. The record is from RefSeq and is a predicted model, not a curated record. Lineage: Eukaryota; Fungi; Ascomycota; Sordariomycetes; Amphisphaeriales; Sporocadaceae.
AUGUCGUCGGAACCGAAUCCGUCAGCUGCAGAGGUAGCAGCCGCUACAGUUCGUCGUCACGGGGAGACAGACGACUCUGAACGCGGUGCAGUCACCACAGCGGACGAGAACCAGCCUCUCCUCGGUCUCUCGGCACCCAGCGAGGAGGAGGGCACCUGGAAAGCCCCGCGGCAUUUCCUCUUGAUCGAGCUCGCCAUCUUCUCCAACGUGUUCCUCUACGGCUUCGACAGCACGAUCACGGCGUCCACCUAUGCCGUGAUCGCGUCCGAGUUCGACGCCGUCAACACGGCGUCGUGGCUCACCACGAGCUAUCUGGUCACGAGCACGGCCUUCCAGCCGCUCUAUGGCCGCAUCUCGGAUAUCUUUGGCAGGAGGGUGUGCUUUUUUAUCUCCACCGUCACGUUCGCGCUCGGCUGUCUGGGCUGUGCCGUCGCAGACGGCUUUAUCUUCCUCAAUCUGAUGAGGGCCCUCACGGGAUUCGGAGGCGGGGGGCUGAUGACUAUGGCAACAAUCGUCAACUCCGAUAUGAUACCCUUCAGGAAGCGAGGCAUGUACCAGGCGCUUCAGAACGGGUCGUUCGGUUUCGGCGCAAUAGCCGGAGCGUCGUUCGGCGGCUCGAUCGCGGACUCGAUCGGGUGGAGAUGGUGUUUUCUGCUGCAGGUCCCCGUUUCCGUCGUUGCGCUGGUGCUCGGGUAUCUCGUAGUCAAGAACCCGCACACGAGUCUGCGCGGGUCGACUUUCAAAGAGAUGUGGCGGGUCGUCGACGUCUCGGGAUCGUUGCUACUGGUCACAGCUAUCUCCAUUCAGUUGGUCGGGCUGAGUCUCGGCGGCAAUGAACUGCCCUGGAGCAGCCCGUGGGUUAUCUCCUCCCUGGUGGGCAGUGUUAUUCUGCUGGCCUUGUUCUUGCUCGUAGAAGCAAAGACAAAAGCCAUUCCGAUCAUCCCAUUGAAGAUGCUGAAGAGCAAACUUCCCAGCUUGACGGAGGCUACAAACGUCUGUGUUGGUCUUUCCGCAUAUGCUUAUCUCUUCAUGUUACCCUUAUUUUUCCAAGUCGUCUUGUUAGACUCUGCCACGACAGCGGGAGGGCGGCUCGCCAUUCCCUCGUUGGCAACCCCUAUAGGAGGCGUGAUCGCGGGAGUCGUCAUGUCACGAUACGGAAAGCUUAUAGCGCUUGUGCGCACCGGCGCCAUUCUGAUGGCGGUCGGGAACGCCUUGGUGACAAGCCUGCAGUUCGAGGAUUCGCUCUGGAAGUACUACGUGUACAUCUUUCCAGCCAACCUGGGGCAAGGAAUCGUAUAUCCAGGCAUUCUUUUCACGUCUCUAGCCACGUUUGAACAUUCCGAUCAUGCGGUCUGCGCAUCGACGGUCUACCUCAUCAGAUCUCUAGGUACGGUGUGGGGAGUGUCGAUCACGUCUGCCAUACUGCAGACCACGUUGAGCGUUCAACUUCCCGAGGCAUUGAGCGAUGUUCCGGACAAGUGGCAGAUCAUUGACAACAUACGUCACUCUGUGGAUGCGCUCAGACAGCUGCCGCCUGAUGUUCAGUUGAAGGCGCGGCUCGUCUAUUACAACGGGCUACGAUACUCGUUUGCGGCAUCGACAGGUGUCGCUGUUAUUGCAGUUAUCACUUCGCUGUUCAUCCAAGGCAAAGGUUUGCGGAAAACCACUAGCUAA